Messenger RNA from Oldenlandia corymbosa var. corymbosa, 516 nucleotides. The record is from the annotation of a GenBank genome assembly. Lineage: Eukaryota; Viridiplantae; Streptophyta; Magnoliopsida; Gentianales; Rubiaceae.
AUGGCCAAAAGACGAGGCCGAGGAGAUACUGUGGCAAAAAAAGCAGGCAAACUAAGCAACAAGGAGAGUAAAAAGAAAGAUCUGGACCAUGGAAAACUGAUUGUGACCACGGGAAUGAAGAGUUUUGAAGACGAACAAUCAGAAGAGGAAUCACAGAGAGGAGAAAUUGCAGCAGGACUUUCGCCAUCUCUGGUGGAAUCCAAAGCAUCGUGUAGUGAAUCCAAGCAAGACUCAGUUACACAAAAGAAGGGAAAAGAGAUAGUGGUGGAUGAUAACCAGACUAAUGAAGCACCAAACCAAGAUCAAAGUCCAAAGAGAAGGCCAGAAGGGAGUAAAGCUCAACAAAAUCUACGCAUGGUCCAACCUCAGCAAGAUAGAGACAAAGUAAGCACAACACCACCUAGAAUGAUCAAAGAGCCUAGCAAGGCGUUGAGAAGUGCAGUGACCUUACCACAACAGGGUGAAAAACAGAGUGAACCAGGUGAACCUCUGAACCCUGAUCCCCAUAUAAUAUGA